Messenger RNA from Pyrenophora tritici-repentis Pt-1C-BFP, 1774 nucleotides. The record is from RefSeq and is a predicted model, not a curated record. NCBI's taxonomy places the organism in Eukaryota, Fungi, Ascomycota, Dothideomycetes, Pleosporales, Pleosporaceae.
AUGGGUUCUUCAAAGGGUCUCCAGCCUCUGCGCUCUGUUUCUAAAUCCAUUAAUGCUCUGCCCGCAGCUUAUGCGGGUGCGCAAACCGCAUCACGACGAUAUGCGGGGACACUUGCAAACUUCAAGAUUCCCGCUAUUAAUAACGAGCCCAAUAUCAACAACUCUUCAAUCCUUACCCAGAACAACCCCUCCUCCCACGCCGACGUGAUCGCCAAAUACUCGAAUGCCAGCCCCGCAGACGUCAAGAAAGCCAUAAAUGCAGCACUAGCAGCAAAGCCAGCAUGGGAGUCACUGCCCUUCGCCGAACGUGCUUCCGUGUUUCUCAAGGCGGCUGACCUCAUUGCCACAAAGUAUCGAUACGAUAUCAUGGCUGCGACUAUGGUGGGGCAAGGAAAGAAUGCAUGGCAAGCUGAGAUUGAUGCGGCGGCAGAACUUUGCGACUUCCUGAGGUUCAAUGUCAAAUAUGCGGAAGACACAUAUGGACACCAACCAACACACAACUCUCCAGGAGUAUGGAACCGCGUUGAGUACCGACCCCUAGAAGGCUUCGUUUAUGCUGUAUCACCAUUCAACUUCACAGCCAUCGGUGGAAACCUUCCCGCAGCCCCAGCUCUGAUGGGCAAUGUAGUCGUCUGGAAGCCGUCGCCGUCUGCAAUCGCCUCGAAUUGGCUAAUCUAUCAAAUCUUGAUCGAGGCCGGUCUUCCACCAAACGUGAUCCAGUGGGUACCCGGCGACGCGGUGGAAGUGACAAAAGAAGUUCUGUCACAUAGGCAAUUUGCAUCUCUACACUACACUGGUAGCACGGCAGUUUUCCGGUCAUUGUAUGGGAAGAUCGCCAACGGUGUGGCUGAGGGCAAGUACCAGAGCUACCCCAGGAUCGUUGGCGAGACGGGUGGCAAGAACUUCCAUCUUGUGCACAAGGAUGCCGACAUGACCAAUGCUGCCAUUCAGACUGUCCGCGGUGCUUUCGAAUACCAGGGACAAAAGUGUAGCGCCUGCUCGCGCCUAUACGUACCAGAGUCGGCAUGGCCCGAGUUCAAGAAGAUCUUGGUCAGGGAGGUUGAGGCACUGAAAAUUGGCGAGCCUACUGACUUCUCCAACUUCAUCGGCCCCGUCAUCCACGAAGCUUCCUUCAAGAAGCUCUCCGGUGUCAUCGAUGAAGCCAAGAACGACAGCGAACUCGAAUUGGUUGUUGGUGGCAAGUACGAUAGCAGCAAGGGCUACUACAUCCACCCUACGAUUUACCGUACCACGAACCCCAACCACCCGCUCCUUUCCCGCGAACUGUUCGGCCCCAUUCUGGUUACCUACGUCUACGAUGAUGCUCCGGCUAACGCUUUCGGUGACAUGAUCAAGCAGAUCGAUGAGACUUCAGAGUAUGCGUUGACUGGUGCAGUAUUUGCAAAUGACCGGGAGACGAUCAAGUUUGCCUCGGACAAGCUUAGGGACACUGCCGGUAACUUCUACAUCAACUGCAAGUGCACAGGUGCUGUCGUUGGCCAGCAGCCGUUUGGUGGAUCUAGGGCGAGUGGAACGAACGACAAGGCCGGCAGUGCAACCUUACUUGCAAGAUUCGUCAAUAUGAGAGCAGUCAAGGAGGAGUUCUUGCCCACGGAGAAGGUCACUUACCCUAGCAACGAGGUGUAAGAUGAUACUCUAUGGACCACCAUCUAAGCAGAAUGUAUUGAUGGCACAAAGGUUGGCCACAAAGCACGCAUUCACACAGGCAUUUGAAUAAGACCACGGUAGAAUGAAAAUGAGAAGCUCGUGCAAA